AGGGCAGCGCUCGGCUGGCCGGCGGGCAGUGCGGCGGCCCGCGCGCGGCGGGCGAUGCUGGGGGGCGUCUCCGGGGCCCGGGAGCGCGAGGCGGAGGGCGACGGAGGCGGGGCUGUGCCUGCGCCGCCUGCCAUCGACUUCCCGGCCGAGGGCUCGGACCCCAAGUACGAUGAAUCUGACGUGCCGGCAGAACUCCAGGUGCUGAAAGGGCCUCUGCAGCAGCCGACCUUCCCUUUUGCAGUUGCAAACCAGCUCUUGCUGGUUUCUUUGCUGGAACACUUGAGCCAUGUGCACGAGCCCAACCCACUUCGCUCAAGACAGGUGUUUAAAUUACUUUGUCAGACCUUUAUCAAAAUGGGGCUGCUGUCGUCCUUCACUUGUAGUGAUGAGUUUAGCUCAUUGCGGCUACAUCACAACAGAGCUAUUACGCACUUAAUGAGGUCAGCCAGGGAGAGAGUCCGUCAGGGUCCUUGUGAGGAUAAUUCUCAUAUCCAGAAGACCAGAUCAAGGGAAGUAAGCUUUGAAGCACAGACUUCCCGCUACUUAAAUGAAUUUGAAGAACUUGCCACCUUAGGAAAAGGUGGAUAUGGCAGAGUGUACAAGGUCAGGAAUAAAUUAGAUGGUCAAUACUAUGCAAUUAAAAAAAUCCUGAUAAAGGGGGCAACGAAAACAGAUUGCAUGAAGGUGCUACGGGAAGUUAAGGUGCUGGCUGGUCUCCAGCAUCCUAAUAUUGUGGGCUAUCACACUGCCUGGAUAGAACAUGUGCACGUGGCCCAGAGGCAAGCAGAUAGAAUUUCUGUUCAGUUGCCAUCUCUGAAAGUGAUCGACCAGGACGACCACAGAGAUGGAUAUGAUGUUAAAAGUGAUGAAAGUAACAGCUCAUCUAUUGUCUUUGCCGAAUUCACCCCGGAGGAAGAAAAAUCCUUCGUUGAAUCGGGCGUGGACAGUGGCAAGAACAGAGUGGUGGCCCGCACCGCCGGUUUAGUCCCGAGAAAUGCCAGUGAAUUUGAAUUGUCCCUUGAGUGCCAAGAAAAAGGCUUGUCUGAUGGGUCUUCCACAUCGAUCGGUGGGUCUCACCUGCCACUUCAGCAUCACUCCAACCUGGAAGAGAAUUUCACCUCCACCGAGGAAUCUUCGGAAGAACACUUAAACUUGCUGGGGCAGACAGAGGUGCAGUACCGCCUGAUGCUGCACAUCCAGAUGCAGCUGUGCGAGCUCUCGCUGUGGGACUGGAUCGCGGACAGGAACCAGCGGGCCCGGGAGAGCGUGGACGAGUCCGCCUGUCCUUAUGUUAUGGCCAGUGUUGCAACAAAAAUUUUUCAAGAAUUGGUGGAAGGUGUGUUUUACAUACACAACAUGGGAAUUGUACAUAGAGAUCUAAAGCCCAGAAAUAUUUUUCUUCAUGGCCCCGAUCAGCAAGUGAAAAUUGGAGACUUUGGCCUGGCCUGCACAGACAUCAUACAGAAGAACACAGACUGGGCCAACGGAAAUGGGAAGAGAACGCCAACACACACCUCCAGAGUGGGCACUUGUCUGUAUGCGUCACCUGAGCAGUUGGAAGGCUCCGAGUAUGAUGCCAAGUCAGACAUGUACAGCUUGGGGGUCAUCCUGCUGGAGCUCUUCCAGCCGUUUGGAACAGAGAUGGAGCGAGCGCAGGUUCUCACAGGUCUGAGAAGCGGCCGGAUGCCCGAGUCCCUCGGGAAAAGGUGCCCCGUCCAAGCCAAGUACAUCCAGCACCUGACCCGGAGAAACGCGUCCCAGAGGCCGUCUGCACUUCAGCUGCUGCAGAGCGAACUUUUCCAAAAUUCUGGAAACGUUAAUCUCACCCUGCAGAUGAAGAUACUAGAGCAAGAGAAAGAAAUCGAAGACCUGAAGCAGCAGCUGCGCCUCCUCUCUCAGGACAGAGGGGUGGAGGAGGACGUGAGAGACGAGCGGGAGCCCGUCUAGCCCAGCGGGCUCUGUACAUACGAAUGUGGACUUAUUACUCGUUAAGCUCAGUACUUAACUGGAAUGGACAUUUUCAGUCUUUUUUUUUUUUUUUUUUUUUUAGGUGUAACUCUUAGUCCUAUUUAGUAAGCCCGAACAAGUCUUAGUAAAGUGGGUUUGGAAGUUCCCCCAAGCUGCUUUUUCCUAAGGAACUGUUUUCCGGCCACAUUCUGAACUUCUGGCGGCUCUGGAGGAGACCUCCUCCGUUCUUGCCCUUCUCCGGAAUGUCUGACUCAAGUGCCACUGGCCAGCCAGGCUCCGAAAGUCCUCUGGGAGGCUCUGCUGCAGACCUGGGUGUGCCCCGCGCCCACUGCCGCCCAGGCCUGUGCACUAGCUGGGCUGCUCCAGGCUUGACAGCUGUUAACUAACCAACCUCCAGCUGCUGCCCGGUCAUUGCCGGGAAUGAACUGGCUCUGUGGCUGCUGCUGCAUCUCAGCGCCGUGCGGCCUGCCUCCGGUCUCACCUUACCACCGUCCCCAGCCCACACCGCGUCAAAGCUUUGUGCUUCUGGUCCCGUUGAGCUCCAAGCAGCUCUGCUAUCAGCGUCCCUGCUCUUGUUCCCAUGGCCCUUCCUCCAUCAGAGACUUGCCUCCCCCCAAACCUACAUUCCCCAGAGGCAGUGACGUGACACAUUCACCCCUAUGCCCCCAAAUGUACCUGCCAGGCAGCUGGCAGGGUGUGUUGCACACAGCGUUGGUGCAUGUUCAAUAAAAUGAAGACCACAGAGUGA
Messenger RNA from Phacochoerus africanus (Common warthog), 2716 nucleotides. RefSeq names its product eukaryotic translation initiation factor 2 alpha kinase 1 (gene EIF2AK1). Gene Ontology annotation, biological process: protein phosphorylation. Gene Ontology annotation, molecular function: protein kinase activity; ATP binding. The transcript has 15 exons. NCBI's taxonomy places the organism in Eukaryota, Metazoa, Chordata, Mammalia, Artiodactyla, Suidae. The coding region runs from base 55 to 1947 and encodes 630 amino acids. The record is from RefSeq and is a predicted model, not a curated record.